Messenger RNA from Tremella mesenterica DSM 1558, 360 nucleotides. RefSeq lists its product as uncharacterized. Bases 1 to 360 code for a protein of 119 amino acids. The record is from RefSeq and is a predicted model, not a curated record. The transcript has 4 exons. NCBI's taxonomy places the organism in Eukaryota, Fungi, Basidiomycota, Tremellomycetes, Tremellales, Tremellaceae.
AUGUUAGCAGGGGUAUUUCUCUUCAUACUCCCCUUGAUGGUAGUUGCCGCUCCUGCUCCAUCUGUCACUAUCCCACCGACUGACUACAACGCUUUUAAGACCGUCAUCCAGUUUCCUGCUCAUGCGGAUCCUAUCGCAUUCGAAAAAGCGUUCAUUGCUGAAUGUAUCAAGGAAGCCAAGGUAUCACAGGAUUAUUAUAUUGAAUCCAAGUGGUAUUGGCAGAAAGGAGCGGGAGGAAAGAACCUUCUAACCCAAGCUACAUGCUACUGCAUCAACUUCCUCAAGACUGGCGUCUGGGACGAAUUGACCUAUUCGGUAGCUGGUGACCUCGGGGCGGCUAUCGUUCUUCCUGAUGAUUGA